AUGCCCAGCCCCGAUUCGGCUCCACGGAGGGAGCAAUGGGGAGCCCAGAGCCGGCAGCAUCACCGGGAUCCGCGCCCCUUGCUGCGGGAGGGCUCCACACCGAUUGUUGCCGACAACCGUGGGCACCUGCUCCCCACCGUGCCCCGCUCCCAGGCAUCCCCAUGGGGCAGGUUUGUGGGGACCUGGGAAAUGCCGCCGAGGAUUCCCCCGGCCAGGCUGGACCUGACCUCCCGCUCGGCCACCGCCGCCGCACGGCUCAUUGACUGGAUCCACCAACCCACUGCCCUGACCCGCGCCUGCAACGGCCUCCGGACAGAGAUCACCGGGAAGCCCCAAGAGCUUCAGUCAGACGUGCGACCGGCCAAGGAGCCUUCCCAAAGGAGCAGUCAGGCAUCCAGCGAGGGCAUCCAGCCCGCCAGGGCCUCUCCCGGGCCACCACUGGAGGAGCUGCCUGGGCCUGGAGCAGGAGCCACAGCCGCGGUGCCACUUUCCUGCGAGCCCGGCUGCACGGAGGUCCAGCUGAAGGCAGACACGUCCCUGGAGCCCCAGCUGCACACCAGCCUUGCUCCCAGCAGGCCAGGCAUGGGGGACAAACCCCAUGCUCCCAGCAGCCUGCUGUGA
Molecule: messenger RNA, 621 nt
Organism: Nipponia nippon (crested ibis)
Lineage: Eukaryota; Metazoa; Chordata; Aves; Pelecaniformes; Threskiornithidae
Source: RefSeq, a predicted model, not a curated record